ACCCGAGCACUCGGGAGCGACGUUGCCUCUGUAGUCCAUUCUGAGGCGCAGCAGAGUCGCUCUGGUUACAUAGCGGACGUGUAGCGGCGGGGGAGGAUGGAGAUGCGGAGUAACAGCUAACGACGGAUCGGCUGUGGUGUUCCCCCUCUAGACGUUAACAGCGACAGACCAUGAUUGAGAUGCUUCAAGUCACAGAGCUGAAUACCAAAUUGCCUUCUACUGUCAAGAGAUAGCCGGUUUGCCGGAUGGAGACCCAGGAGGAAUGACAAAGUCACCUUCCCCUCAGGCGACGCACCGACAUUUUGAGAAAAUGCACUGGACCUGCGGACACGUUUUUCUGGUCCUGGCGACCCUCAUCGCCUCUCACACCACUGGAGCUUUAUCGCUGGACAUGGAUGGAAACCACACGGAAAACGGAAACGUGACAGACGGCGGAUUUGUCCCAGUUGUGUUCACCAAAGUGCACCAGAUAAUUGCCCGUGAGGGGAGCUGCGCACUGAUUGAUUGCAAUAUCACCGGAGAGCCGUUCCCCAGUGUUCAGUGGUUCAACUCCCAUGGAGAGCGUCUGGACACGGAGAUUAACGGUGAGAAGUGGUGGCUGCUGGACACUGGCGUCCUCAACAUCACGAGCAUCGAGUUUGCGGACCGCGGGAAGUACACCUGCAUGGCGUCCAACAUGUACGGCAGCUCCAACUGCACGGUGACCCUGCGCGUGGUCAUCACCAACGGGGACAUGGGCGUGUACUACAUGGUGGUGUGUCUGGUCACCUUCACCAUCAUCAUGGCGCUGAACGUCACGCGCCUCUGCAUGAUGAGCAGCCACCUGAAGAAGACGGAGAAAGCCAUCAACGAGUUCUUCCGCACCGAGGGCGCCGAGAAGCUGCAGAAGGCGUUCGAGAUCGCCAAGCGGAUUCCCAUCAUCACCUCGGCCAAGACGCUGGAGCUGGCCAAGGUGACGCAGUUCAAGACCAUGGAGUUCGCGCGGUACAUCGAGGAGCUGGCUCGCAGCAUCCCGCUGCCGCCGCUCAUCAUGAACUGCCGCACCUUCAUGGAGGAGAUCCUGGAGGUGGUGGGGGUGGAGGACAUGAGGCACACCUUCAUCAGACAGGCGCCCGAGGGGUGCCGCGACAUGGUGAGCAGGGCCAUCGGGGGGAGAGACGUCUUCACCAUCCUGCAGGAGAGGGAGAUGGAGCGAGAGAGGAGAGAGAGGGAGCGCAGCGAGUCUCCCGCCGGCGACUCGGACAACUCCUCGGUCCAGGAUCAGCCGCAGCACAUCGCCAUCCAGGUGUCGGUCCACCCGCAACUCGCCAUCACCGGCUGCUGCAGCAUCGAGGUUCCAGGUCAAUCAGAGGCGUCGCCCUCCUCGCCUCCACCGCCCUCCUCGCCUCCCCCUCCCUCCUCGCCUACACCUCCCUCCUCGCCUCCCCCUCCCUCCCCGCCUCCCCCUUCCUCCCCGCCACCGCUCGAUCCUCUUGACCCUGAGGAGCAGCCCGAGGCGGAGGGGGAGCCGGACAUCGAGCAGGCAGCGCCCGAACCGACAGAAGCGAUUAAUGCCCCUCCCUGCCAGGUGUUUUAUGAGAGCCACGUGUGACGAGAUAAACCGACCCCGGAGGAGCCAUGAGUUAUCCUGCUAUGCAUUUCCACUUGAAGACAACAAAAGAAAAGGUCAACAAAACAUUUUUAAUUUCACAUUUUGGAAAGAAACAAUCACAUUUUUAUUCAUCUUUUCCCGAAGCGGAACAAUCUGUUGAAACCUUUUUAGGCUGAGAAUAAAUCAUACUUUUUUUUUUAAACACUGUAGGUUGAGCAGGCUGUUCACUCUGGACUAUCAUGCUUGAAUGUACUUGAGAGGGGUAAUCAAUAAUAUUAUUCAUGUAAUAAGCAGCGAUUUGUAAAAAGGGACAUUUCCUGUGUUGAGAUUCUCAUAGCUCAGGCUAUUCUUUAAAAAAGCAAGGGUACGUCACUCAAAGGGGGAAAAUGAUUUUGUUCAGCUUUUAGUUUCUUACACUUGUAGGAUUUGUAUGAUUAACACCAGAAAUCUGCCUCAAGCUGCUCUUCAUGCCGUUCUCUAAAAAAAACAUGAAAGCUUCCUUCAUCCGCUCAAGAAUUCACAUCCAGCUACUGUUACAGCUGAUCUGCUGUCAUUGUACAAGAUCUUGCUCAAAGAGAGAUGCAUGCUGGACUGAAAAAGAAGAUAAGUUUGGUCCCCAUUUCAUGAUUGUACGGCCUACUGUAUAUCUACAAAAAAAACAACAAUAACAAGUAAGCCAGGUGAAUCUAUGUGUGUACAGUAUAUUUCCUGAUUGGGUCAAACACACCUCUGGGUAGAGUCUUUGUCUGUUUCCUUUGAAAUAUUUCAAGAGUAUUAUUAUUAUUAUUA
Anoplopoma fimbria (sablefish) is the source of this 2380-nucleotide messenger RNA. It is a transcript of the gene mfap3l, whose product is annotated as microfibril associated protein 3 like. NCBI's taxonomy places the organism in Eukaryota, Metazoa, Chordata, Actinopteri, Perciformes, Anoplopomatidae. The record is from RefSeq and is a predicted model, not a curated record.